AUGCUCUACCCAAGUCCCGCGGAGAAGAAGCUGGCGCGGCUCAACGUGUUGCGGGUUGACAAGAACAACGGCGACGCGGAGGUCGUCCAUGAUGCGCACGUUCUGCCAGGCGCGCCCAUCGCGGACAUCAUGACGCGGUUCAGCGGCAUCACACCCCAGUCGCUCGAGAACUGUACGACUACGCUCCGCGGCGUGCAGUCCAAACUACUUGAACUUUUGAUGCCCAAACCCGCCACACGUUCGCCGAUUUUGCUCGGUCACUCCCUCGAGUCCGACCUCUGAUGGCGCGGGAGGGAGAUCCAGGCGAGAGGACAGGGCGGACACGACCCAGAGGAAGAUGCAAGGGCUUGGGCGGAGCUGUUGAGGCGGAAGAUCGAGAACGAUCCAGGAUUUGGCACGUUCAAGACGGGUAUAGAACCCGGCUGUGGACCGCAAUCCAGCGCAGCGCGCGCAUCCACGAACACACCCGCGGCGAACAACGCGGCAGUAUGCGCGGGCGUCAUAGACGCGGUUCGCACGGGCCACGACUUCGUGUUCGGACGGUUUACCGAGUGGGCCGAUGUGCUCGGAUGGUCAACACCAAAACCCACAGACCUAUCCAUCCCACAAGACUCCCUCCCCCCAUCACCAACCCUCAAAGAAGCCCUUACGAACCUCGAUGCCCGAGUCGCGCAGAUCCACGUCGCGCAGCCUCAUCGGACUGCGUUGCUCGUCAUGAGCGGGCACAUCGAUCCGCGUGAGAUGUCGCGCUUGUCGGCGCCCAGGUUUCCGUUUCAAGCGUACUAUGUAGCGCGCCGCUGCUGCAAAGCUCCAGUGCGAGUGAGCGCGCAUGUUGGGUUGCAGGCGGAUGAUGUCGACGGACGUGGUGAGGAGAAGGAGGAGGUGGUGGAGGUGCCGAGCUGGACAGCGUCGGAUGCGAGGGCGCUCGAGGAGGCUGUUGCGUAUGCGCGAAGGGGGUUGUUGUUCCUCGGAUUCAAGAACUGA
Molecule: messenger RNA, 984 nt
Organism: Peniophora sp. CBMAI 1063
Lineage: Eukaryota; Fungi; Basidiomycota; Agaricomycetes; Russulales; Peniophoraceae
Source: the annotation of a GenBank genome assembly